AUGGCCAGCUCUGAUGGCCAUCACACGUACAUGGAAUUCCCAGCAUUCAGCCAGAGCCACAUCAUGCCGUGGAUUGCUGAAGAAGAUGCCAAGGUCUUCCCUAGCCAUCCCAGUGUGCCAGAGUGCUGUUCCCGCUUCGACAUGCUCCUGGCCGAAGACAAUGCCUGGCUGGUGCAGAGGACCGAGGCGACCACACCCCCCAUGAGGGAUGAAGGGCUGCCCCAUUGCAAGGAGGCAGGGCAGUGCCCAGUGAUUGACAGCAGAGGACGAGAGCCAUGCCCAGGCACGAAUGGGCAGGUGGAUAUGGAAGACAGAUGUCUGGAGCAGGUCCACACCCUUGUUGUAGAAGAGGUGCUGAAGGACAUUGAGACAGCAUGCAAACUGCUUAACAUCACUCCAGACCCUGCAGAGUGGAGUUCGGGACAUGUACAGAAAUGGCUCCUCUGGACAGAGCAUCUUUAUAGACUCCCACAUGUGGGACGGGCUUUCCAGGACCUCAGCGGCAGCGACCUGAGUAUGAUGACUGAGGACGAGUUUAGGCUGCGCUCUUCACAGUGUGGGGAUGUGCUCUAUGCUCACCUGGACAUUUGGAAGUCAGCUGCCUGGAUGAAAGAGCGAUGUUCUCCAGAAAAUAACAGCUUCCUUGGGCCCGACGAGCUGUGUGCUGAGGCAGACUCCUCCUGUACCGGCCAGCCCAUCCACCUGUGGCAGUUCCUUCGUGAACUGCUCCUGAAACCCCACAACUAUGGGCGCUCCAUCCGGUGGCUCAACAAAGAGAAGGGUAUAUUCAAAAUCGAGGACUCUGCCCAUGUGGCCAAACUGUGGGGGAUCAGGAAAAACCGACCCGCUAUGAACUAUGAUAAACUAAGCCGCUCCAUCCGGCAGUACUACAAGAAGGGCAUCAUCAAAAAGCCGGACGUAUCCCAGCGACUGGUCUACCAGUUUGUCCAUCCUGUAUGA
Messenger RNA from Electrophorus electricus (electric eel), 960 nucleotides. Its product is annotated as SAM pointed domain-containing Ets transcription factor-like. The record is from RefSeq and is a predicted model, not a curated record. Lineage: Eukaryota; Metazoa; Chordata; Actinopteri; Gymnotiformes; Gymnotidae. Gene Ontology annotation, cellular component: nucleus. Gene Ontology annotation, biological process: cell differentiation; regulation of transcription by RNA polymerase II. Gene Ontology annotation, molecular function: sequence-specific DNA binding; DNA-binding transcription factor activity, RNA polymerase II-specific.